Molecule: messenger RNA, 5561 nt
Organism: Mobula hypostoma (lesser devil ray)
Lineage: Eukaryota; Metazoa; Chordata; Chondrichthyes; Myliobatiformes; Myliobatidae
Product: neuronal PAS domain-containing protein 3
Exons: 12
Coding region: 463-3237 (924 amino acids)
Biological process (GO): regulation of transcription by RNA polymerase II
Molecular function (GO): protein dimerization activity; DNA-binding transcription factor activity, RNA polymerase II-specific; RNA polymerase II transcription regulatory region sequence-specific DNA binding
Source: RefSeq, a predicted model, not a curated record
GGCGCGCGCGCGAGCGACUCGCGCUCCAAUCUACCUUGCCCGGGAGGAGGAGGGCGCGAAAGCCGGCGAGUCGUGCGAUUGGCUGCGGAGCACCGCGCGCCAGAAUUGCUGUUGGGUGCCAGCGAACCAGCAGCGAAUUGCUAGUCUCCAGUUUAGGGGCAAGUUGGUCUUCACUUUCUCCGGGCAAAUUGCAGCAAGUUUAAUAGCCGUAAACCCUAGCGUCCUGCUGUCCCUCCUUGCUUUGCCCCCCGCCCCCCAGAGGAAUCAGCAUGCUGACUCACGCCGACUAGACAUCUGCAGUGUUAAAUAGAAAAUAAAUAACGAAAAGAUAAAAGGGCAGCACACCCUCACGGCGUGGAAGUUAUCACUAAUGGGAUUGAAGUUCAAUUUGCUGCUCGAGGAAAAAACGCAGUUAAGUCAGCCGCAACCGUGGAGCUGGUCGUUGGCGAUUCGAGUACGGGGAUGAUCAGAAUUUUCCCGGAUUUCAGUGUACAAGUAACGGCAGCAACUAGUGGAGGAGGCGGUGCGGUUACUGCAGCACCUGGAGUGGGAAGAGCUGCUGCCGCUGCUAAUGGGACACCCCAGGACGUGGGGCUAACAUCUUACCAGCAACGAGGACCUUCAUUCUGCUACCAAGCUUCAGUCAUGCCAAGUUUACAAGCCCUGCGGAAGGAGAAAUCUCGAGAUGCAGCCCGAUCUCGCCGAGGAAAAGAAAACUUUGAGUUCUACGAAUUGGCAAAACUACUGCCACUCCCAGCAGCCAUCACAAGCCAGUUAGAUAAGGCAUCAAUAAUUCGUCUUACCAUUAGUUAUCUGAAAAUGAGGGACUUUGCGAACCUAGGUGACCCUCCCUGGAAUUUAAGGAUGGAGGGUCCCCCUCCUAAUACAUCUGUGAAAGCUUUAGGAACACAACGUAGGAGAAGUCCAAGUAACAUCGCUAUCAAUAUGUUUGAACGGAAUUUGGGAAGCCAUAUUCUACAGUCUUUGGAUGGAUUUAUAUUUGCACUAAACCAAGAAGGAAGGUUUUUAUACAUCUCUGAAACUGUCUCCAUCUACUUAGGCCUUUCACAGGUGGAACUGACAGGCAGCAGUGUGUUUGAUUAUGUCCACCCUGGAGACCAUGUGGAGAUGGCAGAGCAACUGGGCAUGAAACUUCCCCCAGGGCGAGGCAUUCUCUCACAGGGUACCGCAGAGGAUGGAGCCAGCUCAGCAUCUUCGUCCUCACAGUCUGAGACCCCUGAGCCAGAAUCCACUAGCCCGACUUUACUGAAUAUUGACAAUACCUUGGAACGAUCAUUUUUUAUCAGAAUGAAGUCAACAUUGACCAAGCGGGGAGUUCAUAUCAAAUCAUCAGGCUAUAAGGUCAUUCAUGUAACAGGACGGUUAAGAUUGCGAGUUUCUCAUUCCCAUGGACGUGUACUGCCCACUCAAAUCAUCGGCCUAGUCGUUGUGGCUCAUGCUUUGCCUCCUCCAACAAUAAAUGAAGUUCGGAUUGACUGCCAGAUGUUUGUCACCAGAGUAAAUAUGGACCUAAGUAUAGUUUACUGUGAAAACCGUAUUAGUGACUACAUGGACCUAACUCCAGUAGAUAUCGUGGGUAAAAGAUGCUAUUACUUCAUUCAUGCUGAGGACGUGGAAGGGAUCAGGCAUAGUCACUUGGAUUUAUUGAAUAAGGGCCAAUGUGUAACAAAGUACUAUCGCUGGCUGCAGAAAAAUGGAGGCUACAUUUGGAUCCAGUCCAGUGCCACUAUUGCAUUCAAUGCAAAAAAUGCCAGUGAGAAAAAUGUUAUCUGGGUUAAUUACGUUCUGAGUGACUUCGAGUAUAAGGACAUCCCAAUGGAUAUUGCACAGCUUCCUAAUCUUCCCGAAAAAACGUCCGAAUCGUCUGAGACUUCUGACUCUGAAUCUGACUCUAAAGAAAACUCAGAGGACAAUGAAAAUUCCAAGUCAGAUGAGAAGGGAAACCAGUCUGAGAACAGUGAUGAUCCGGAAUCAGACAGAAAGAAACAAUCCGGGAGCCACUCCGACCAUGAAAUGAACUGCAAUGACGAUGACAAUAGCUCCAGCAAUCAGGAUAGCAGGGACAGUGAUGACAGUUUUGAAAAUUCAGAAUAUGAGAGUCAGAAAGUAGCUGAGGACAGCUUUGGCACUUUUGGUUCCAUUCAGAUCAAAGUAGAACGGUACCCAGGCAGUGAAUCAGAGAUGCGCUUGCCAAACCGUGAAUCAGUGACGUCAGACAGUGCCAAGGAUUCGGACAGUGCCGGAGAGUUGAACAUCCAGCCUUCCAGUAAACACCAGAAGAGGAAGAAGAGGAGGAAAAAACAAAAGGGAGGGAGUGUCACACGUAGGAGGCUGUCAAGUGCUUCGAGCCCGAGUGGACUUGACUCAAAUUUAGUAGACCAGCCACAACUGCUGUCUUCACCAAACAGUGCCUCAGUGCUUAAAAUUAAAACAGAAAUUACAGAACCUAUAAAUUUUGAUAAUGAUAGCAGUAUUUGGAAUUACCCUCCAAACAGAGAGAUUUCAAGAAAUGAAUCACCCUAUAGUAUGACCAAGCCCCCAAGCUCUGAGCACUUCCCCUCAACACAAGCCAACACUAGUUUACAUGUCACCAUUCCAGACUCUGUUCUUACCCCACCGGGGACAGAAAAUACUGCCAGUCGUAAAACUCACUUUAGCACCUCAUCCAGUGCUACCUUAGCUCCUGCCACAGAUCCUUUAUCCCCUCCCCUAUCAGCUUCUCCCCGCGACAAGCAGCUCAGCAGCACCAGUACUACUAGUUCUGUGCUGUAUACCAGUGACCUGGAGACACUGCAGAGGUUACAGGCCGGUAAUGUGGUACUUCCCCUAGUUCACAGAGUGACAGGAACUCUCGCUGCCACCAGCACUACGCCUCAGAGGGUGUAUACCACUGGCACCAUUCGGUAUGCCCCAGCUGAGGUGACCUUUGCCAUGCAAGGCAACCUGCUGCCUAACACUCAUGCUGUCAAUUUUGUGGAUGUUAACACUUCCAGUUUUGGGCUAGAACCCAAAACACCAAUGGAAAUGCUUUACCACCACGUGCAUCGAAUUAAUAUGUCAGGGCCAUUCGGGAGCACUGUGAGUGGGGCCAGUCUGGCCCAAAUUCCUACAGGAAAUGUGUUCACAACAGCAGAGGGACUCUUUUCCACACUUCCGUUUCCUGUGUACAGUAAUGGUAUUCACACCACACAAACACUGGAACGCAAAGAGGAUUAAACUAUGACCGUAUACUGUGUUCAGUAUUAAAUUCUGAGGCAUAGACAAUGUUUUCAGCUGAAUUCUAGUGCUAUCACUUUGAGCUUGAGCAGGUCAGCUCAUGCCAUCAGUACAACAGUUCUCAUGUCUCAAACUAUGACUAAUCAUUCUGUAAUGUAAAGAGUUAUUUUUUUGCCUUCAGAAAGUUGAAUUACCAGUUAAUUGUAAAUGUUCCUUCCAAGGUGUGUUUUCCUUUGCAUCUUUGUGAAGAUGCCUUUAAUGUGUACAUGCCUCUGCCAUAAGAUGCAAAUGCAAUGGUAAAGAGAUUGUAAAAUGAAAGAAUCACAUAUUAUAAUGUAUAAUGAUCUUGAUAUGAUCAAGGUUGAAGGAGGUAAGUAUAGAAAGCUAACCCUGUUUGACUAAGUCAGACUUUAAAGGGGUUUCUUUUUUUUUCUUUUUAAAAAUAGGGCAUAGUAUUUUGAAAUUUUAUGCAGAGUUUAAUUCUUUUUUAUGAUUCAGAUUUUUCUUACUUGCACAUAAAGCAAUUUAGGUUCUUACAUAAUUUGAUUCUGGCCUGUGACUAGAAUGUUAAACUCUUGAAAACUGUAGGAAGAUGGAAUCCAUGUGUAGUUAAUGAACCAUAAGUAGACAUUACUUUUGCUACCAUGGUGCUACAAUUAUUAAUCUUUGUUGUCUUCAUAAAAUAUGCAGCAUAUGGGCUGGAAUUUAUGGGAGAGUGCUGUUUUGUACUAGACAAAUGUUAGUUGUUAGCUUGUGGCUGCAGUCUCCUCAUUUCUUACGACCAGAAUCUGUGUUAGCAUUUAUUGCAGCCAUGCAAACUUUACCUCCAGACUAAAAAAAACAAAGCCUCAUGCAGUUUUUAUAGUCGUUCUGCCUUUUUUCAAAGUGCUUUAAGGAAACUCAAUGAGAUUGAGUUGAGGCGAAAAACUUGCAUUUAUUUUCAGCUAUAUUUUUUCUCAGUAUAACUGAGACUAAUCUGCAACUUAAAAUAACAUUGUUUUAGAACAUAAGAAGAAUAUUUAACAAGUUAUGUUUCUUUAUCUUUUGUUUACUUCAAUAGAGGAAAUUCUAAUUGUACUUUAGUUAGUGCUGAAGUAGAAAUUCAAGAUUGGGUUUAUAAGCUUGGAAUAGGUACACAAAAUUAAAACUGCACAGAGACUCACAAUUCUAUUUUUCUGUCAUCAUUUUGCCAAAAACCACAUUCUAGUGUUUGACACUAUUUGUGAUUGUCAGUAUAAAUGCUUCUUUCACUCCAUCUUUGGCAGCUGUUCAUUAAGGCAUCUAAUAAUGAGAGUGAGAUUAGUAAUGUGUACAAUGUGUAAGUGUCCUUGACUGUCAGUUCCAUUGCAGAAUUUAAUGUGUGUUACUAUAUGCAGUAUAUACUAAGCUAAUGUGGCAAUAUUGUCCUUUGUCUUCACUGUGCUUUAUCUCUAGUCUGUAAUGGUCAGUUUCAUUACCGCAAUCUUCGUGAACCCGUGAUUCUUGGGAGGUGAUGUUUUUGUGUGAUGGCCUUCCUCUGUAGUGUCACCUUAUUGCUGCUUCCACUGUCUGUAUACCUUUUGUUUCUGCUGUUGCUUUGCUGUGUAUUCUUCCGACCUCUCUCAGAGAUAAAAGACUCUUAACUAGCUCAUGGUUAAUGGAACCAUUUUCACAGAGGAAUUCUGGGUAUGACUUAUCUUCCAUCUUGCCAAACAAUGCACUAAAUAGUCAGGCUCAGAUGUAUGUGACAGAUUGCCGCCAUGGAGCCUCAGCUAUAAACAUUCCCAGAGUCCCUUGUGCUCUUAACUGCAAACAACAGCUAAAACAGCAAAAAAGAGCUGUUUUUUUAAUGUGUCUGUGUUGGUGUCAGAUGGUUUCUGGUGAUUUGAACUAACAAUAAUCACAGCUGCUGUCAAAUCACAUAGUGUUUCAAAUUACAAUAUGAAAAUUUCAUCACCUGUGAAGGCUGUGUCUGUGUUUUUAACUAUUUCUUGUACCAGUAUAUAAAAUAUUUUAUGAGGAAUUGGUGCCAAGUAGCUGAACAAUGGGGUGAGGGGUUCUGUUAGUAUCAAUGUUUAACAGUGUUACAAACUCUACAAUACAAAACAAUUAAAAGUAAAUUUAAAGAGACAACUAUGGUACAUUUAUUUUUGUGGUUCAAACUUCAAGCUAACUGAAGCUAACCUAUUGAGUGCCUGGCUUAUUUAAAAGAACAUUUCAUUGAUCACAAAUAAUGCUGCAAUGUACAUACUUCAUUUACAACAGGAUUCUUUUAUACUUUUGUAGAUUAUUUCAUCAAUUCAAAGAAACAUGUCAUACAUGGUUAUGUAACUUGAUUUUAUCAU